Saccostrea echinata is the source of this 1139-nucleotide messenger RNA. Its product is annotated as gem-associated protein 2-like. The record is from RefSeq and is a predicted model, not a curated record. Bases 35 to 850 code for a protein of 271 amino acids. NCBI's taxonomy places the organism in Eukaryota, Metazoa, Mollusca, Bivalvia, Ostreida, Ostreidae. Gene Ontology annotation, biological process: spliceosomal complex assembly; spliceosomal snRNP assembly. Gene Ontology annotation, cellular component: SMN complex; spliceosomal complex; nucleus. The transcript is spliced from 8 exons.
GAACCCGAGAACGCGGUUCUGAGAACGUGAGAUAAUGGAAAGCGACGACAGCCUAGUUGAUGAUGAAUUACAACCACAGGCACUUGCUGUCAACAUCGAGGACAAUGACGAUUUUGACCUGAACAUACCGCCGACGUCUGGAAAUGAAUACUUGCGCAGAGUGAGAGAGGAAGCCAAAGAUUGUCCACAGAUUGUAGUGGCUGAUAUAGACAUGUCUCCAUUCCUCCACAGACAAACUGUGAAGAUCAGAGAGUAUGGUGGUCGAUUUCCUGCACCAAAGGGUUAUACCCCUGAUCUACAAUGGCAGAAGAUGCAAACAGCCAACUUUGCUGAACUUCGUCAGAAACUUCAAAGACAGAAAGUUCUGAUGGCAAAGAAAGGGUUACUAAAAAGAGACAAACUGCCUCAAUGUAACGACGUGGAAGGCUGGUGUCGUCUAUGUUUUGGAAGACUUCAGCCACCAGGUGUCUCUCAGAGAGAGGUCAAAUCGGAGGUCAUCAUGGAGGAAGAGGUCAAACCUAAACAUGAAGGAGUUUUACCUCUGAUGAGCAUUGUUGCAGCGUUAGAUCAGCCGACUGUGAUCAAGGUUUUAGAAUAUCACAUUAACUGGUUUGAAGCUACUGGGUUUUCAGAUAAACAGGGUUCGUGGUUUUAUGCAUUGUUGGCCAGUCUACAGAAACCCCUCUCUCCAGAAGCUUGUGCUUUGAUUCGAUCCUUGGCUCGUAGCUGUGGAAAUCUGAGAGCGACUUUAGAAAGCCCUGAGGACCCCCGUUUAGUUCCAUUAAAUCUCUUCAUCUGCCUCGUAUCUCUGUAUUUUGACCAAUCAGAUUUAGCAGAUCCAGUCACAUGAUUUACCACAGAAAAACAUUCAUGUGCCACACUCAUCUUACGUGUUGGUGUAAUUCUUAGUGGUUGGUGAACAACCGUUACAUCCACACGCAUUUGUUUUCUGAGGAUUAUCAUGUUUUAGCCUUCAUCCAUGAGUAAGGACUAGAGAGAGACCUGCAGUGCUUAUUGUCACUGCUAUAUAGCAUGAUUACUUAGCUUAAUCAUUUGCUGGCAUUGUAACCGAGCAGGGUUGUAUUUUGCUUUACAUUACUAUAAACACUGGAAAUUGUGAAUAAAUGAAGAUUGUGUAA